CAGACUUUCAGUAUUGAAUAAAUCAGUACUAACUGUUCUGUACUCACUAGUAUUGUGUAUUCAAUUCGUACUCAACUAAUUUCGUCAUGAUACUGUAAAGUUGUAAUUUUAUUUAACUCUGACUUGGUAGUGCCAGUCUUGUUAGGCUCGCCUACAGGAAAUAUUCAUUUCGUGAGAACAUUUUUAACAAUAUGUACUUAGAGAAAUUGUUGCAUUUUUUUUUUUUUUAAAUUUCCUUCUUUUAUAUUCACAGGUAACAACCAAACAUUUAAACGAUGUCAAACAGCGGAACUGCAUCGGCUGAUUCACUACCUAAUGUUGCUGCUCAUCUACCUUCAAUAUUUAUGUCCCUGCGUACCAAACUUCCAUCUCACGUUUUAGCCAUUCGGCCGUGGUCUCUAAGCGCAUCAAUAAUACCGACUUUAUUAGGCUGUACCAUAGCUCAGAAAUUAAAUUCCAACAUAGAAUUUAGUCUUCUGACACUGCUGUUAACUCUGCUAACGGUCGCUUUAGUUCAUGGAGCUGGCAACGUGGUAAAUACCUAUUAUGAUUAUGUCCGUGGUAUAGAUGGCCGCAAUAGUGAUGAUCGAACACUGGUAGACAGAAUACUUUCUGAAAAUGAAGUGGAAAGGUUAGGUGCUAUUUUAUACUUUUUAAGUUUUGUUACAUUUUUUUGGCUCGCUAUCAUAUCUCAGGCAAAAAUGGCUCAUCUAGCUGCCGCCUAUUUAUGGGGUUUAAGCAUCUCGUUUUUAUACACGGGUGGAUUUGGUUUUAAAUAUAUUGCUCUAGGAGACCUUAUAUUUUUGAUACUGUUUGGACCUGCAUCAGUUCUAUUCGCUUAUUUAUCUCAUACUGGACAACUUAAUUUAGAACCAAUAUAUUAUGCUAUACCAUUAGCAUUAAACACUGAAGCUAUAUUGCAUAGUAACAAUACAAGAGAUUUAGAAAGUGACCGAAAAGCUGGUAUUGUUACACUGGCUAUAUUAAUUGGUCGAACAGCUUCAAUAAUUUUUUAUGGAUUUUUGUUAUUUACUCCUUAUAUUAUGUUUGUUGUCCUAUCUGUCAGAUGUUCUAAAUGGUUUCUAUUACCAUUAAUUACUAUGAGCUAUGCUUUUAAGAUAGAAAGAGAAUUUAGAGACGGUGUUAAUAUUCAAUCUGUGCCUAAGCGAACUGCUAAAUUAAAUUGUAUUUUUGGAAUUUUGUAUAUAUUAGCUGUAAUGGCAGCUGACAAAUCAAAUUUGCCAUUUAAUAUUAACUGAGAUAUUAUAUUUGAUUGUUAUUAUAAUUAGUAUCAAUGUUCUUACAGUAAGUUGUGAUGGUCCUAACAAUGUUCCUUAGGGUAUAUAAUUAUUAAUUAUACAUUGAGAACAUUAUUCUGAUGUUUUUUAAAAAACAGUUUUAUAUUUUUUAAUCUGUACAUGUACUAUUGUAAUAACAAAUAUUGAAUGAAUUGUUAAAUGGUCAAUACAUUAUAUUAUAUUGUAGAUAACCUUUAUUAAAAUGUCCAGCUCAUUUGGCUGAAAUGUACUGAUACUCUAUUUUUAAUUACAACUUUUGUUACAUAAUAUGCUGAUAGAAAUUAUUUUGUGCAAACACAAGUUAUGUUAGAAAAUUGUAAUAUUGAUUAUAAUUUAUAAGUCAUUAUGAACAAUAUUUUAUUUAUUUUUAACAUUUAAACUCUUAAAAUUCUUAUAUAAUGUAAGUUAUCGCAAAUCUUUAUCUUUUAUACUAUAAUAAUACACCUUCCAUUCACCUAAUUUUAAUUAAUUGUUAUUUUUAUCAACCUUUUCAAAUACAUAAUAAUUUUGUACAUUUAAAGAAACAUUAAAAUGUUAAAUAACAAUCUAGGAACAGCGUAAAAUUUGAAUGACCUCGUAUAUAUAUAUAUGUGUGUGUGUUUAUAUUUAUCAAUUUAUGUAUAUAAAUUACAAUGUCAUAUAAUUAAUAUGACUUGUUUAAAUAAUAUAAUAUUGAAUUCUAUAAAUUUCAUUAAUUUGAAAUUUAAAAUGUUUAAAAUCAAAGUCUUCCUCAAAUAAAGAAAGUUUUAAGUUAUUGUAUAUAAUAUAGGAACUGAAUUUAAAAUAUUGUAAAUAAAUGGUCAAUUGAACAAUCAUUUAAUAUAUUAUUAUUGUAAUAUUUUUUUUUUUCUAUUAUUAUUAUUAACUAAGUAAUUUAUUUAUUUAUAAAUUGCAAUUUAUUGAUCAUAGAAUAUUUUAGCAAACUUUAAAUGAAUUAUGCAAAAUAUGGAAUAUAUUUUAUGAUUAUUCAUUGAUUAGCUAAUGUAACAGUUGAUGUCAAAUAAAUCAAUCAUACGACCAUGUAGUACUUAAAUAAUAAAGAUUAAAAUUGAAUUGAAUUUUAGUUACAAUAUUCAAAAAUGUUUUUUUUUUUUUUUUUUUUGUUACGAAAAAAUGAAUAAUGAAAAAAUUGUGUAACUUACAAAAAAUAAUAAUUUCAUAAUUAUAUUCAUUAUCAAAAUACUAUCAUUUAUAAUUGUGUACAUUUUUCAAUAAAUCAAACAAGACAU
This is a messenger RNA of Cinara cedri, 2527 nucleotides long. The record is from the annotation of a GenBank genome assembly. Lineage: Eukaryota; Metazoa; Arthropoda; Insecta; Hemiptera; Aphididae.